CGUGCAUCAACGACUUUCACUGCUUAUUUUCUUCAAUUCAUGAAAGCCACUCUGCCUUUCAAUGUUCGCGUCGCAGCCGUCGCUUUCAACGUCCAUACCUGGGUACCUCAAGUGCUAACACUAAACCUAGUACCUUAGUACUGCCUUAUAGUAACUAGCAAAAAGCCGCGUCCGACAACCCACAAAUCAUCACCACCAUCGCAUCGCAUCGCGUCAAGUCCCUGCAACCCCAUCAUUCUGAAGCUGCCAGUCCAAGUUGUCAGAACUUUCAAAGUUGGAUUCCGCCAUUGAAUCCAUACAAUUAACAGCAAUAAGAUAUAUAAUUUAUACGACCUUAGCUCAAACUCGAAUGCGUCCGCCAUAUUUUUGCACCCGCAACCAUGGAGAAUAAGAGAAAAGCAAGCAGUGCAAAUGUCGACUCAUCGGCAAAUGAUUCCAAUGAUAGAGCUGCUAAGCGUCGCAAGCUGCAAGAAGAAUUCGGUGAUCUUUCAAACGGCGAGACCGCUGAAUCAACCACUGCAUACGGAUUAAACAUUCUAGAAUCAAUCCGAGCCACUACAGACAAAAAUGGUCGUUCCGUUUCGCCCUAUUUCGAGAGACUCCCAUCCAAAAGCCAAGAUCCUCAAUAUUACAAGAAGAUACGGCUUCCCCUAUCUCUAGAAUUGAUCGAAAACAAGCUCAAAAACCAUGAAUACACAAAGCUCUCCGCAUUGGAGAGCGACUUCAAGCGUCUCGUUUCAAACGCCAAAGAAAUCAAUGAGCGGACAUCUGUAGCCUUUGGCGAUGCAGAACGAGUACGAAAGGCCGUUAGUAACCUCAUGGUCAAAUAUAAUCCUGCAUACAAGUCCGGCAAUUACCAAGCUGUCGCUACUCCCUUACCUCCCACACCAGAGCCUGACGAUAACGAGGGCGAUGAUGACGAUAAUGACGCCGAGGAAGAUGGAGAGGACGAGAAGAGUGCCAGUGAUCAAGAUUUGCAACCAACAUUGGAGAAGGAUGAUGACGAAGUAGCUGAAGUAGCUGAAGAGGAAGCUGCCCAAGCCGAAGAUGAAGACGAAGAAGAGGUUGAGGAGGCUGAGGAGGACGUGCAAGAAGAGGCCGAGGAAGGAGAGGAGGGAGAAGAGGGAGAGGAAGGUGACGAGGAAGAGGACGGAGAAGAAGACGAAGACGACGAGGAUGAGGAAGGAGAAGAAGUUGAUGAGGAUGGCGAAACAAGCCCUGAGGUUCGAAAAAGACGACGACCCGGCCGACCACCGAAGAACCCUGCUGCGCACGCCCGAAAGGUCGCAGCACGUGGGCCAACUCCUGGCAAGGCCGAUACUCACUACGAGAAUAAGUCGUAUAAAGGUCUCACCUUUCAACAAGCUCAGGAGAAGAUUGUGGAAGAAAUGCUUCGAAAGAAAGACGAGACUGGCGAAUUCCCCUAUUUUGAGCCUUUUAUCUAUCUUCCCCCACGAACGCUCAAAGACUACUACGAGAUCAUCGCAGAGCCCUUGUCGCUCAAGGCACUACAAAAACAAGUCCGAGGCCAGCAUGGCAGAGGCGGAGCAACCUAUGUCAGCGACUUCAAGGGCUGGGCUGCUUUUGAGGAUCAGGCUAGUCUAAUUUGGAAGAAUGCGUAUCAUUACAAUGAAGAUGGAAGUGAGAUCUUUCUCAUGGCUCAGGAACUUGAGCAAUUGUUUAACGAGCAACUAAAGCUUGCCAAACUUCAGAUUCCAGAGCCAUCCCAGCCCAAGAUAAAGUUGAAGAUGCUGCCCAACUCGGAGACUCCUGUACAUCCUAAGAAGAUUACUAUCCAUGUUGGUGGCAAGACAAGUGCUACGGGCUCACCGGCCCCCGUGACAGGCCAAUCCGGCGAGGGGGAAGCUAUUCGUAACGGCACACCUAUAGGCAGAAAUCCCUUUGGGGGCUCUACAGCAACGUCUGUAAACCUAAGCCAAUUAGAAAAGGCGAGAAGCAUGUCAACCUCUGCUGGCCCUCCUAGUCCGUCGGCAGCAGGGCUGGCGAAAGUUGAGGAAACCGUUCGGCCGUCACCUGCAUUUGCGAAUGCUCAGCCAUUUGCACCUCCAGUGAUGCCCCCCGCCAGCGUUAUACCCAAUGAUACGGUCCAGCAACAGCCGCCCCAACCCCCUCCAAAGCUAUCGGCCGCUGACAUUCUUGAAGCCCAAAAAUAUCGGCCCCAUCCAAUUAAAGAGUCAGAGGCCCUCAUGCCUAUGCUCGUUCUCACCUCUCAUCCUAGCCUCCCUCUUGACAAGAAACUUCAACUAGCCUUUCCCGCCAGUCCUACUGAGACCCAACGAGAUAUUGUUUUGAGUGCGCCCGCCAGCCACUUCCGCCUACAGCUCAAGCCGCAGAUAGCGCCAUUCCUAGAAGCCCAGAAUCGUGAGUGGAAGUUGAAUGUGAUCCACGAUACGGUGCGCUUGUAUCCUUCAUCGGGUCCAUUUGACAGGCGAGGCGAGCCCGUUUUUGACGUCAACUUACAUUUCGGGGUGAAUCGCCUGGAGGUCUCAGUGGUGGCAGCCCUCCCAAAGGGUCAAAAGGCACCUAAUGGGCUAACGAUGGAAUUGGAGAGAAUUGUGAUACACUUCAAUUUACUCCGACAUUCGUAGCAUCAUGACAUAGGCAAAUGAACGUGCCCCUUAUUCUACGCAGAAUUAAGCCCAAGAAAGUCGCAUAUAAAAGACGUGCCUCGUCACCAGCCAUGGAAGGAAUAAUAGGUUAUAUGGAGGUAGGCAUUUAUCAGGGAACAUAUGAGCACAAAGAAGUGGUGGAUAUUAUAGACGGCCCUUCAUAUUGUACUAAGGGCAGGUCAGAUGUACACAGGGUGGUCUAUCGACAAAUAUUCAACGUCUACUCGGUGGACUUAGGGGGCCAUUGACUUGCUUCCCAUUCUAAUGCUUGUCGGAAUUGACAUUGGUGAGGAGUGGUGGGAACGGUGGGAACGGUGGAACAUACGAAUCUUGCUUUUAACAUUGAGGCACUGCAGCACUGUAAUAGUCUACAAAUUUGUGAUCUCACAUGCUUGGUAGUGGUGGUCAUGGGUAGAUGAAGUGAAAAUAUCUCGAAGACCUCGUCACAUUUCACUCAGUUUAUAAUGAGACUGCAGAACAUAUAGGUCAAGAUCCUGCUGUGUACUUAAUUGCUCUGGCUAGCAUGUGCCCAAUUCAAAGGAAUGAAAUACAAGGAC
Messenger RNA from Hypoxylon fragiforme, 3187 nucleotides. Its product is annotated as Bromodomain-containing protein. Gene Ontology annotation, biological process: chromatin remodeling. The transcript is spliced from 6 exons. Lineage: Eukaryota; Fungi; Ascomycota; Sordariomycetes; Xylariales; Hypoxylaceae. The record is from RefSeq and is a predicted model, not a curated record. The coding region runs from base 381 to 2609 and encodes 742 amino acids. Gene Ontology annotation, cellular component: RSC-type complex. Gene Ontology annotation, molecular function: protein binding.